CACAGGCUGUGGAAAUCAGUACUACACCGGUCAUUACAAGGAAACUUUAAAACUUCUGUACAACCAAACAGUUAUUAUAGCGUUAUUAAAGCAAGUCAAGCAACUUAUAGCAACGUUAACGACGUGAAAUACUGCGUGUUGGUACUAUUGUUACGACCUUUUAACUACCACGAAGACGUAUGUUGCGGUGAUAUGACAAACGGAAGUAAAAGUUGACGGCAUUAACCUAGUGUUUGUCCCUUAUGGCCGCUCAUACUUCAGCUCUUCUAGUGCGGCGCUUACAUCAGAGGCGGGCUCGAGUGCUCGCGACACUCCCAACACCGACACACUCGACUUCGCUGCUCGCAGAACUGACGCAUCGGUGUUUAUGCAGUUCAGCUGCUGGUGGGGUGUCCAUGGCUGAGGAACCUUUAGUCACUGCAGGGAAUAACUUCCUGUUGGAUUACCGACAAGAGCCAGAUGUUACUUGUUCCAGACGGGACUCUGAUGGGCGCUUUGUGAACCCUUGGACAACAUGGCAGUUCCCCUCCUACAGCACCAUUGCUCGCCUCUUCCUCACAGAGAAGAAUAACAGUAAUGUUCCCAGUGCCAAAGAGGUUCUAGACCGUGAGUUGCCGGUUCUGGAGCCGUAUUUUGUCCAAAGGCCAGAUCAGUGCGGGCAGACAGGCUCAUCUGUGCAAGCAACUUGGCUGGGUCAUGCCACUGUACUGGUGGAGAUGGAAGGACUGGUGCUUCUAACUGACCCCAUGUUCAGCCAGAGAGCCUCUCCAAUGGCAUUCAUGGGUCCAAAGCGUUUCCGUGACCCGCCUUGCACCAUAGAACAGAUUCCUCGCCUGGACGCAGUGGUGAUCAGUCACACGCACUACGAUCACCUCGACGCAGACUCUGUGGCAGCCCUGAAUGCCCGCUUUGGUUCUAGUUUGCGCUGGUUCGUGCCGCUCGGGUUGGCCGAAUGGAUGCAAAAGGCAGGAUGCGAGAAUGUCACAGAGCUGGACUGGUGGGUGGGAAGCCGCAUUCCCGGGCAUGAAAAUGUCACAUUUUUUUGCACGCCAGCACAGCACUGGUGCAAACGCACGCCUGUGGAUGACAACAAAGCAUUAUGGGGGAGCUGGACUAUCGUAGGCCCACACUGUCGUUUCUUCUUUGCUGGGGAUACGGGAUACUGUUCAGCAUUUAAAGAGAUUGGAAAACGCUUCGGACCAUUUGACCUGGCUGCAAUUCCAAUCGGAGCGUACCUGCCCAGAGGAAUCAUGAAGUCUCAGCAUGUGGACCCUGAAGAAGCUGUUCAGAUUCACAUUGACAUUCAGGCCAAAACAUCACUGGCCAUUCACUGGGGGACAUUUGCUUUGGCCUAUGAGCAUUAUCUUGACCCUCCAGCACGUUUGCAUGAGGCUAUGAUGAAUCAUGGACUGACUCCAGAUCUGUUCUUCACACUUCAUCACGGAGAGUCACGGAAAAUCAACCACAAGGACACGCACUCGUCCGGCUAAACAGAAACCCAGGAAGUAUGGAGACACAGAAAUAUGAUUGCGCUCUACACAAGCUGCAUUUUUAUAAUAUUACAGCUGCAGAUUGUGCUGAUCCAGUGGCUGGACUCUGGAUUUAAUGCAGUAUGAAUGUUAAAAAAAUGUAUUAGAUUUCUAUUUUGAUUUAAUAUCAUUUGUCAUUUAAAAUAUCAUGCUGUGCCAUAAUAAAACAACAUAUGAAUUGGAAUAACAUUGGUCAGGUGAGAUCUUACCUGUGGAGCUUGUGGUAAUCAGACGUAAUCGUUCAUAAGAUGCAGAAGAACCAAACCUUAGGAAAUUCACUUUAUUUGCAAUUGUUUAAUAACAUCAUUCCUCAGAUAAAAAUGCAAUAUUACAGGAAUAUACAGCAGAGAUUAAUUUAAAACUUCCUGUCAAGAACCAUACAAUCUAAAGAUAUUUUUUAGUUUUUAUUUACUGGUAGCGUGCGUUAUAAGCAAGACACACUCUGUCACCAAAGACAGACUGACAGAUACAGAUACAAA
Labeo rohita (rohu) is the source of this 2008-nucleotide messenger RNA. It is a transcript of the gene napepld, whose product is annotated as N-acyl phosphatidylethanolamine phospholipase D. Gene Ontology annotation, cellular component: membrane-bounded organelle; cytoplasm. The transcript has 6 exons. Gene Ontology annotation, biological process: N-acylphosphatidylethanolamine metabolic process; N-acylethanolamine metabolic process. The record is from RefSeq and is a predicted model, not a curated record. The coding region runs from base 243 to 1490 and encodes 415 amino acids. Gene Ontology annotation, molecular function: zinc ion binding; N-acylphosphatidylethanolamine-specific phospholipase D activity. Lineage: Eukaryota; Metazoa; Chordata; Actinopteri; Cypriniformes; Cyprinidae.